Messenger RNA from Schizophyllum commune H4-8, 807 nucleotides. RefSeq lists its product as uncharacterized. The transcript is spliced from 2 exons. Gene Ontology annotation, cellular component: membrane. The coding region runs from base 1 to 807 and encodes 268 amino acids. Lineage: Eukaryota; Fungi; Basidiomycota; Agaricomycetes; Agaricales; Schizophyllaceae. The record is from RefSeq and is a predicted model, not a curated record.
AUGAACAGCGUCGACAAAUGGACGAAGUACAAAUGGGCUCUGCUACUUUCCGUCAUCACCGUCUUCGCCUAUGGCAUUGUGGGCCUUGUCUACGCAAUCCUUACUUGGUUCAGAACCUGGAAGCACGCCGACGUCAUGUACGUUGCGGAUAACGACGUGCUCAUCUUGAUCACCCUAGCGGCCUCGAUCCUUACCCUCUCUGCACUCGUCGGCUUCACUGGCGCUCUUCUCAAUUCGCGGCCACUCCUGGCCGUCUACGCCCUCCUUCUGUGGCCCGCCCUCAUCGCGCUUGCUGCCGUCGGCUAUGCCAGCUACAAACGUGCCACCUUUGCCCUAGACCGCAAGCUUAGCCUCGCGUGGAGUCAGUACUAUACUCCGCUUGGUCGACUGCUCAUUCAGAACGCACUGCACUGUUGCGGCUUCUAUAACGCAUUACACGAAGCGACACAAAGCACCCGCUGUUUUUCCCGCACGCCUCUUCCCGGCUGCAAGGGGAAGCUCUUUCGAUUCGAGCGCGAAAAUCUGGGCACGAUCUGGAGCGUCGCAUUCUCCAUCGCAGCGCUGCACCUGAUCAAUAUCGUCGUAGCACUUCUCUGCGCCAACCAUGUCACAGAUCGAUUUGGAAAGGGUAUCACGCCCAAGCAAUAUCGCUUGACCGGUGCAGACGUUCAGGAAAAUGCGGAAAAGAUAAUGACGGCGCUGACAGGAAAUAGAGGGGGUGUAGCGCGUCCGCCGAUAUCGAGGGCGUCGUCUAGCAAGGCGUUCCGCCAAGACAGGGAGGAGAACGAGCCCUUACUAUCAACCUAA